CGGUUUCUCGGGCUUCGGGCGGAGACGAGAUUGGUGGUUCGAAGAAGAGAUUGGUGACUCGGAGGCUCCGGCUGGUGCGAGACAGACGCCACGGCCAGUCAGAGCCCCGGGUAGAGAGCCGGGACGCCGAGCUCCCUGCGUCGGCUCCCCCGGCCACGCCACCACUCGCAGGGGAGGUGGGCAUCCCGGCCCGCGCCGGCCGCCGAGCCCCUCCUCGCCAUACCGCGCCCGAGUCCGCGGCCAGGCCUUGAUUUUUUUGGCGGGGACCGUCAUGGCGUCCCAGCCGAAUUCGUCCGCGAAGAAGAAAGAGGAGAAGGGGAAGAACAUUCAGGUGGUGGUGAGAUGCAGACCAUUUAAUUUGGCAGAGCGGAAAGCCAGUGCCCAUUCUGUAGUAGAAUGUGAUCACAUACGAAAAGAAGUUAGUGUACGAACUGGAGGAUUGGCCGACAAGAGUUCAAGGAAAACAUAUACGUUUGAUAUGGUUUUUGGAGCAUCUACUAAACAAAUUGAUGUUUACCGAAGUGUUGUUUGUCCAAUUCUGGAUGAAGUUAUUAUGGGCUAUAAUUGCACUAUUUUUGCAUAUGGCCAAACUGGCACUGGAAAAACCUUUACAAUGGAAGGUGAAAGGUCACCUAAUGAAGAGUAUACGUGGGAGGAGGAUCCCUUGGCUGGUAUAAUUCCACGUACUCUUCAUCAGGUUUUUGAGAAACUUACUGAUAAUGGUACUGAAUUUUCAGUCAAAGUAUCUCUGCUGGAAAUUUAUAAUGAAGAACUUUUUGAUCUCCUUAAUCCGUCUUCUGAUGUUUCUGAGAGACUACAGAUGUUUGAUGAUCCCCGUAACAAGAGGGGAGUGAUAAUCAAAGGUUUAGAAGAAAUUACAGUACACAACAAGGAUGAAGUCUAUCAAAUUUUGGAGAAGGGGGCAGCAAAAAGGACAACUGCGGCAACUUUGAUGAAUGCGUACUCUAGUCGUUCCCACUCAGUUUUCUCUGUUACAAUACAUAUGAAAGAAACUACAAUUGAUGGAGAAGAGCUUGUUAAAAUUGGAAAGUUGAACUUGGUUGAUCUUGCAGGAAGUGAAAACAUUGGCCGUUCUGGAGCAGUUGACAAGAGAGCUCGGGAAGCUGGAAAUAUCAAUCAGUCCCUAUUGACUUUGGGAAGGGUUAUUACUGCUCUUGUAGAAAGAACACCUCAUGUUCCUUAUCGAGAAUCUAAACUAACUAGAAUCCUCCAGGAUUCUCUUGGGGGACGUACAAAAACAUCUAUAAUUGCAACAAUUUCUCCUGCAUCUAUCAAUCUUGAGGAAACUCUGAGUACGUUGGAAUAUGCUCAUAGAGCAAAGAACAUACUGAAUAAGCCUGAAGUUAACCAAAAACUCACCAAAAAAGCUCUUAUUAAGGAAUAUACUGAAGAGAUAGAGCGCCUGAAACGUGAUCUUGCUGCAGCCCGUGAAAAAAAUGGUGUGUACAUUUCUGAAGAAAAUUAUAGAGCCAUGAAUGGAAAACUAACUGUUCAAGAAGAACAGAUUGUAGAAUUUACUGAAAAAAUUGCUGCCCUUGAGGAGGAGCUAAGCACGGUUAAAGAAUUAUUUAUGGAUAAUAAAAAUGAACUUGACCAUUGUAAAUCUGACCUGCAAACUAAGACACAGGAACUUGAAACCACGCAAAAACAUUUACAAGAAACUAAAUUACAGCUUGUUAAAGAAGAAUAUAUCACAUCAGCUUUGGAAAGUACUGAGGAGAAACUUCAUGAUGCUGCCAGCAAGUUGCUUAACACAGUUGAGGAAACUACAAAAGAUGUGUCUGGUCUCCAUUCCAAACUGGAUCGUAAGAAAGCAGUUGAUCAGCACAAUGCAGAAGCUCGAGAUAUUUUUGGCAAAAACCUGAAUAGUCUGUUUAAUAGUAUGGAAGAAUUAAUUAAGGAUGGCAGCUCAAAACAAAAGGCCAUGCUAGAAGUUCACAAGACCUUGUUUGGUAACCUGCUGUCUUCCAGCGUCUCUGCAUUAGACACCAUUGCUACAACAGCACUUGGAUCUCUCACAUCUAUUCCAGAAAAUGUGUCUACAUGUGUUUCUCAGAUUUCUAAUAUGAUAUUAAAAGAAGAAUCAUUAGCAGCAGAAAAUAAAACUGUACUUCAGACAUUGAUUAAUGUACUUAAGACUGACCUUCUAAGUUCACUGGAAACAAUUUUAUCCCCGACUGUGGUGUCAAUACUGAAAAUCAAUAGUCAACUAAAGCAUAUUUUCAAGACUUCAUUGACAGUGGCUAAUAAGAUAGAAGAUCAGAAAAAGGAAAUGGAUGGCUUUCUCAGUACGUUGUGUAGCAAUCUACACGAACUACAAGAAAAUACAAUUUCUUCAUUGGAUGAAUCACAGAAGCUGUGUGAAAACUUAACUGAAGACCUGAAGACCUUAAAGAAAAUCCAUUCACAGGAACUUUGCCAGUUAAUCAGUCUUUGGGCAGAGAGGUUCUGUGCUUUGGAGGAAAAGUGUGAAAACAUCCAGAAACCACUUAGCAGUGUCCAAGAAAAUACAGAGCAGAAAUCUAAGAAUAUAAUCAGCAAAACAACUUCUCAUAAUAAAAAAUUUUGUGCUGAUUCUGAUGGCUUGUCACAGGAACUUAGACAUUUUAACCAGGAAGGUACAAAAUUGGUUGAAGAGUCUGUGGAACGCUGUGAUAAACUCAGUAGCAACCUUGAAAUAGUAUCUCAAGAGACUGAACAGAGAUGUGAGGCUCUGAACACAAGCACACUUUGUUUUUCUGAACAGUGGAUAUCUUGCUUAAAUAAAAGGGAAGAGGAACUUCAGAACUUAUUGAAGGUUGUAAACCAAGGUUGUGAGGCUUCAGGUUCGGAGAUUACUGAAAAACUGAGUGGACAUAAAGCAGCUAAUGAGAACCAGCAUAACAUUUUUCUUGGUCAGAUAACUAUUGAUGAAGAAAAAUUAAUGACACAAAGUCUAGAACUUAAUGAAACCAUAAAGAUUGGUUUGACUAAACUUAAUUGCUUUCUACAACAGGAUCUGAAACUGGAUAUCCCAACAGGUACGACACCUCAGAGGAAAAAUUAUUUAUACCCAUCAACACUGGUGAGAACCGAACCACGUGAACAGCUCCUUGAUCAGUUGAAAAGGAAACAGCCUGAGUUGUUAAUGAUGCUAAACUGUUCAGAAAACAACAAAGAUGAGACCAGUCAGAACUUGGAUGAAGAAAAGGCCGUUCUGGAGCACACUAUCGAAGAACCUUUAAGUCAAGAGCAAUCUGUAGAUGCUAGUGUGGUUUGUUCAUCAAGUGCUGGGGUUCCGUUUUUCCAGCAUAAAAAAUCACAUGGAAAAGACAAAGAAAACAGAGGCAUUAAUCCAGUGGAGAGGUCUAAAGUAGAAGAAACUACAGAGCAAUCUGUUACAAAGAGCAGAUUACCUCUACGAGCCCAGAUAAAUCUUUAGUUAACUUGAGGAUUGGUGAUUUUAUUUUUAGGGUGAAAAAUAAAACCUGUAACCCCAGGACUUGAGCCUUCUGUAUAGAUUAAAAACAAAUAGAAAAUAUCAAGACAGUACUGUAAAUUUAGUUGAAUUUAAUAUGUCUACCCAUUUUUCUGUCAUCCCUGUAGUUCACUGUGUAUUAAGUUGGGUUUCAUUUGGGAUUUACAUUGAGUAAAUAUGUAUUUCUAGCUUUUGAUAUAAAAUAGCCCUUUCAUAACAAAUGAAAAAUAUUUUUCUUGCAUUUUACUAAAUAGCAGAUAUACAGAAGCUGCACUAUUCUUCUAGGCUUGAAUUUAUGUAGGUAAAUAUCACCAUUGCUUGGUCUUGGGAAGGACCAUCUCCUUUCUUUUCUUGCUAUGAUUGAAUUAUGUCUAUAUUUGCUUGCCUCCUGCCCUAGACUUUUCCAUUCUGCCUUUUCAGCUCACUUUCUCCCUUUGUAUUUGUCACCCAACCAUUUGUAGAGCUAUAAAAUUGUAUCUAUUCUUAUUAUGAGAUGGCCACAAUUUUACUUAGAAAUUUUUAACACUUUUCUGUGGUUAUCUCUAAAAUUACUGUCAACGAUAAACAUAACCCUAGAAGUAUUCCCUUCCUUCAGUAUUUUUAAUUUGUUUCCCCCUAGAUGAAGCUUAACACAUUAGCCUCCAGAGUUAAUAAAAAUCCAGCUUCUCCAGAAUAUAGAUUGCUGUUACGGGAGAACUACCUAGAGUUCUGAUUAAUGGCUCUGUGGCCCCAUUUUGAGGCUUGUUGUCUUAUGCAGAAUGUCACAGUGAUGUAAGGGCUUUUUGAAGCUAGCAAUUAUGACAAUAAUUUAUAUUCUUUUGUUCACCUGAUGAAACUUGUUGUUGUUCUUUGUAUGUAAUAAAUAUGUAUAUAUAUUUUUUUCUCUAUUGAAAUCUUAACCCUUAGAAGGACCCUGAUAAUUUUGAUCUGGCAGCCAAAUUUCUGGAAGUUGAGAUUUUUCAGCAUGAAGAAGCAGAGCACUUACAAGGAGUUAUAUGCAAAGAAUAAAUUUUGUGCCCACAUCAAGUUACAUGUAUAAAUUUAGAGAGUUUUGACUUUGAUAGCUAAGUAAAACCAAAUACUAUUGAAGAAUUAAAAAAUAUGCUACUUCGAGGAACUAAAUUUACCUUGCAGAAGUAUUAAUUAUCUUAAUAAAAAUAAUGAUAUAAUUUCUCUGCAAAAUCACGUGUCACCAUAAGCUAAGGAUAAUACCUAAUAAAAUAAACUGCCCUCUGUAAAUCCAUGACUAAUAAAUUUAGUUUCUACAUUAA
Molecule: messenger RNA, 4749 nt
Organism: Diceros bicornis minor
Lineage: Eukaryota; Metazoa; Chordata; Mammalia; Perissodactyla; Rhinocerotidae
Gene: KIF11
Product: kinesin family member 11
Exons: 22
Coding region: 272-3442 (1056 amino acids)
Biological process (GO): microtubule-based movement; mitotic spindle assembly
Cellular component (GO): spindle microtubule; nucleus
Molecular function (GO): plus-end-directed microtubule motor activity; microtubule binding; ATP binding
Source: RefSeq, a predicted model, not a curated record